Molecule: messenger RNA, 4005 nt
Organism: Acanthosepion pharaonis
Lineage: Eukaryota; Metazoa; Mollusca; Cephalopoda; Sepiida; Sepiidae
Source: the annotation of a GenBank genome assembly
AUGGAGGAACUGAAGCAGGAACUGCACAAAGAACGGUUCAAACAUGUUGACAGUAGUGCCAGCAACAGUAGCGGUACUGAACUCAAUGGCCUCUUACAAGCCGAACAACAGAAACAAGAGGCACAUACUUUGGUGUUGGAUAAUCUUCGAGAUGUGCUUAGCGCCCCCGAGUGGCAACAACUGCAAACGCUCAUGCAGGAGAUUAAGCAACAACAUCAGAUUGAACUCAAUCGAGUCAAGUCCCAGUGUGAGGAUGAAAUUGACCUUCGUGUUAAAGCUGCUCGUCUUACCGUGGAGCAGGUGUACAAAUCACAGUCAGAGCUGAUGAAGGCAUCACUAGAAGAGAAGAAACAGAGUGAAUUGGCCGAGCUGAGAGAUACUCUGGCUCGUUAUCACAAUGAAGAGAUCAGUCGACGUGAGACGGAAUGGGGUGGACAUCUAGAGAAACUGCAAUCACAAUAUGAACAUCAAAUUGAGAUUGGGCAGGAACCAGCACCCAAAGGAGCAGUUGGUACACUGGAAGGAGCAUCACUUGUUCAAAAUCUUACGAAAAGACUUAACGAGGAGCAUAAAAAACUAAUUGAGGCCUUUGUAGGUAUGGGCAAGCCCUCUCUUGGGCUCAAGUGGCUGGCCGUGUCAUCGGUCACUGAACCUUGGAUGAGUUCCUUCUUUGACAUCAUCGUCACAGAUCAAGACGUACACCAUCUGAGGGAGGUAAAAAACAUCACUAUUUUUAACCAAUGGUUGGCAAUUACCUCUCUUCUUUCUAUUUUUUAUCAUUUAACUCUUUGCCAAUUUUAUUUUUCCUCUCUUUUCUCUUUUUCUCCCACCCCACUCUUUUCCCUUGUCUCACUCUCUUCUCUUUCUUUCCCCUGUCUCGCUCUCUUCUCUUCCUUUCCCGUGUCUCGCUCUCUUCUCUUCCUUUCCCGUGUCUACAUCUCUCUUCUCUUCCAUUCCCGUGUCUCGCUCUCUUCUCUUCCAUUCCCGUGUCUACUCUCUUCUCUUCCUUUCCCGUGUCUCGCUCUCUUCUCUUCCUUUCCCGUGUCUCGCUCUCUUCUCUUCCUUUCCCCUGUCUCGCUCUCUUCUCUUCCUUUCCCCUGUCUCGCUCUCUUCUCUUCCUUUCCCCUGUCUCGCUCUCUUCUCUUCCUUUCCCCUGUCUGCUCUCUUCUCUUCCUUUCCCGUGUCUACGCUCUCUUCUCUUCCUUUCCCGUGUCUCGCUCUCUUCUCUUCCCCUUUCCGUGUCUCGCUCUCUUCUCUUCCUUUUCCGUGUCUCGCUCUCUUCUCUUCCUUUCCCGUGUCUCGCUCUCUUCUCUUCCUUUCCCGUGUCUCGCUCUCUUCUCUUCCUUUCCCGUGUCUCGCUCUCUUCUCUUCCUUUCCCGUGUCUCGCUCUCUUCUCUUCCUUUCCCGUGUCUCGCUCUCUUCUCUUCCUUUCCCGUGUCUCGCUCUCUUCUCUUCCUUUCCCGUGUCUACGCUCUCUUCUUCCUUUCCGUGUCUCGCUCUCUUCUCUUCCCUUUCCGUGUCUCGCUCUCUUCUCUUCCCUUUCCGUGUCUCGCUCUCUUCUCUUCCUUUCCGUGUCUCGCUCUCUUCUCUUCCCCUUUCCCGUGUCUCGCUCUCUUCUCUUCCUUUCCCGUGUCUCGCUUCUCUUCUCUUCCUUUCCCCCUCUACGCUCUCUUCUCUUCCUUUCCCUGUCUCUUCUCUUCUCUUCCUUUCCCCUGUCUACGCUCUCUUCUCUUCCUUUCCCUGUCUAUCUCUUCUCUUCCUUUCCCCUGUCUAAGCUUCUCUUCUCUUCCCUUUCCCCUGUCCUUUCUCUCUUCUCUUCCUUUCCCCUCUUCUCUUCUCUUCCUUUUCCGUGUCUCUUCUCUUCUCUUCCUUUCCCGUGUCUUUCCUUCUCUUCUCUUCCUUUCCCCUGUCUACUUCUCUUCUCUUCCUUUCCCCUGUCUCUUCUCUUCUCUUCCUUUCCCCCUGUCUCGCUUCUCUUCUCUUCCUUUCCCUGUCUCGCUUCUCUUCUCUUCCUUUCCCCUGUCUAAGCUUCUCUUCUCUUCCUUUCCCCUGUCUAAGCUUCUCUUCUCUUCCUUUCCCCCUGUCUCGCUUCUCUUCUCUUCCCUUUCCCUGUCUCGCUUCUCUUCUCUUCCUUUUUCCCUGUCUCGCUUCUCUUCUCUUCCUUUCCCUGUCUCGCUUCUCUUCUCUUCCUUUCCCCUGUCUACUUCUCUUCUCUUCCUUUCCCCUGUCUCCUUCUCUUCUCUUCCUUUCCGUGUCUCCUUCUCUUCUCUUCCUUUCCCGUGUCUUCGCUUCUCUUCUCUUCCUUUCCCGUGUCUGCUUCUCUUCUCUUCCUUUCCCGUGUCUCGCUUCUCUUCUCUUCCUUUCCCGUGUCUACGCUUCUCUUCUCUUCCCUUUCCCGUGUCUAAGCUUCUCUUCUCUUCCUUUCCCGUGUCUCGCUUCUCUUCUCUUCCUUUCCCGUGUCGCUUCUCUUCUCUUCCUUUCCCGUGUCUCUUCUCUUCUCUUCCUUUCCCGUGUCUAAGCUUCUCUUCUCUUCCUUUCCCGUGUCUGCGCUUCUCUUCUCUUCCUUUCCCGUGUCUACGCUUCUCUUCUCUUCCUUUCCCGUGUCUCGCUUCUCUUCUCUUCCUUUCCGUGUCUCUCUUCUCUUCCUUUCCCGUGUCUCGCUUCUCUUCUCUUCCCCUUUCCCGUGUCUACGCUUCUCUUCUCUUCCUUUCCCGUGUCUCGCUUCUCUUCUCUUCCCUUUCCCGUGUCUCGGCUUCUCUUCUCUUCCUUUCCCGUGUCUACUUCUCUUCUCUUCCCCUUUCCGUGUCUGUCGCUUCUCUUCUCUUCCUUUCCGUGUCUACUUCUCUUCUCUUCCUUUCCCGUGUCUACAGCUUCUCUUCUCUUCCUUUCCCGUGUCUGUUCUUCUCUUCCUUUCCCGUGUCUAAACUUCUCUUCUCUUCCUUUCCCGUGUCUGCGCUUCUCUUCUCUUCCUUUCCCGUGUCUACGCUUCUCUUCUCUUCCUUUCCCGUGUCUACUCUUCUCUUCUCUUCCUUUCCCGUGUCUCGCUUCUCUUCUCUUCCUUUCCCGUGUCUCGCUUCUCUUCUCUUCCUUUCCGUCUUCUCUUCUCUUCCUUUCCCCUGUCUAAAACUCUUCUCUUCCUUUCCCGUGUCUCGCUUCUCUUCUCUUCCUUUCCCCUGUCUCGCUUCUCUUCUCUUCCUUUCCCGUGUCUCGCUUCUCUUCUCUUCCUUUCCCGUGUCUCGCUUCUCUUCUCUUCCUUUCCCGUGUCUCGCUUCUCUUCUCUUCCUUUCCCGUGUCUCGCUUCUCUUCUCUUUUUCCGUGUCUAAACUUCUCUUCUCUUCCUUUCCCCUGUCUGCCUUCUCUUCUCUUCCUUUCCCUGUCUACUUCUCUUCUCUUCCUUUCCCCCUGUCUCCUUCUCUUCUCUUCCUUUCCCGUGUCUCCUUCUCUUCUUCCUUUCCCCUGUUCUCUUCUCUUCCUUCUCUUCUCUUCCUUUCCCUUCCUUUCCGUGUCUCUUCUCUUCUCUUCCUUUCCCCUCGCUUCUCUUCUCUUCCCCUUCCCGUGUCUGCUUCUCUUCUCUUCCUUUCCCGUGUCUCGCUUCUCUUCUCUUCCUUUCCCCUCUCGCUUCUUCUCUUCCUUUCCCCUGUCUCUUCUCUUCUCUUCCUUUCCCUGUCUAGCUUCUUUCUCUUCCUUUCCCGUUCCCCUCUUCUUCCUUUCCCCAAUCUCUUCUCUUCUCUCUUCCUUUCCCGUGUCUUUCUCUUCUCUUUUCCCUUCUCUUCUCUUCCUUUCCCCUCGCUAGCUUCUCUUCCUUUCCCCUCGCUAGCUUCUCUUUCUUUUUUUUCUCUUUCUUUUUUUUCUCUUUCUUUUUUUUCUCUUUUUACUUCUGUGAGACAAACUUGCCAACCAUUAUAUCACAUUGAAUUGUCCAUAUAUAUCUAUCUAUCUAUCUAUCUAUCUAUCUAUCUAUCUAUCUAUCUAUCUAUCUAUCUAUCUAUCUAUAUAUAUAGAUAG